CAGCCCUGGUGGGGGGCCCCAUCCUGCCCCUCCCUGGGGUGGGGGGCAGGCGGCUGCACUUUGCAUCUCGCAUCCUUAUCACCUCCUCGCAGUCGGGUGAUCAGUAACCGCCACGGGCCUGGCCCGGACACACGGACUGCUGGGGCACUUGCUGUGGGCCCCGCAGCCAUGUUCAGCUGGGUGAGCAAGGACUCCCGGCGGCGGAAGGAGCCCGAGCUCUUCCGCACAGUCUCGGAGGGCUUGAAGCACCUCUACACCACCAAGCUGCUCCCCUUGGAGGAGCAUUACCGCUUCCACGACUUCCACUCGCCCGCGCUGGAGCCGGCCGACUGGGACAACAAGCCCAUGGUGCUGCUGGUGGGCCAGUACAGCACAGGGAAGACCACCUUCAUCCGCCACCUCCUGGAGCAGGACUUCCCUGGCAUGCGCAUCGGGCCCGAGCCCACCACGGACUCCUUCAUCGCCGUCAUGGGGGGCGAGACGGAGGGCGUCAUCCCCGGGAACGCCCUGGUGGUGGACCCCCGGAGGCCCUUCCGGAAGCUCAACGCCUUUGGGAAUGCCUUCCUCAAUCGGUUUAUGUGUGCCCAGCUGCCCAAUCCGGUCUUAGAAAGCAUCAGCAUCAUCGACACGCCUGGCAUCCUGUCCGGGGAGAAGCAGCGAAUCAGCAGAGGCUAUGACUUCGCGGCGGUGCUGGAGUGGUUUGCAGAGCGGGUGGACCGCAUCGUCCUCCUCUUCGACGCCCACAAGCUGGACAUCUCGGAUGAGUUCUCGGAGGUGAUCAAGGGCCUGCGGCACCACGAGGACAAGAUGCGGGUGGUGCUGAACAAGGCGGACCAGAUCGGGACGCAGCAGUUGAUGCGGGUGUAUGGCGCCCUCAUGUGGUCACUGGGCAAGAUCGUGGACGCCCCCGAGGUGGUGCGCGUCUACAUCGGCUCCUUCUGGGCCCAGCCCCUGCUGGUGGCCGACAACCGGCGCCUCUUUGAGGCCGAGGAGCUGGACCUCUUCCGCGACAUCCAGGCCCUGCCCCGCAACGCCGCCCUGCGCAAGCUCAAUGACCUCAUCAAGAGGGCGCGGCUGGCCAAGGUCCACGCCUACAUCAUCUCGGCGCUGAAGAAGGAGAUGCCCGUGUUCGGCAAGGACAGCAAGAAGAAGGAGCUGGUGGCCAACCUGGGCGACAUCUACGCCCGCAUCGAGAAGGAGCAGCAGAUCCCUGCCGGGGACUUCCCCGAGCUCCGCAAGAUGCAGGAACUGCUGCUGAGCCAGGAUUUCGGCAAGUUCCCGUCCCCCAAGCCACGGCUCCUGGAGGCCGUGGACUCCAUGCUGGCCCACGACAUCGCCCGCCUCAUGGAGCUAGUGAGGCAGGAGGAGGCCCAGGCACCCACGGCCAAUGUGCGGGGCGGCGCCUUCGAGGGGGCGGCCGACGGCCCCUUCGGGCUAGGCUACGGCGAGGGGGCCGGCGAGGGAGCCGACGAGCCCGAGUGGGUGGUGGCCCGGGACAAGCCCAGCUACGACGAGGUCUUCUACAGCCUGGGCCCGGUCCAGGGCAAGCUGACGGGGGCCGCGGCCAAGCGGGAGAUGGUCAAGUCCAAGCUGCCCAACACGGUGCUGGGCCGGAUCUGGAAGCUGGCUGACGUGGACCGCGACGGGCUGCUGGACGCCGAGGAGUUCGCGCUGGCCAACCACCUCAUCCGCGUCAAGCUGGAGGGCCACGAGCUGCCCGCCGAGCUGCCCUCGCACCUGGUGCCGCCCUCCAAGCGCCGGCCCGAGUGAUUGGGGACCCUGCGGCCCCACUCUGGACUCUAGUAACAUGGGGCUGCUGGCCGCCUUGCCUCUGUCUGCUUUGGGGAAGGGGGGGGGCCCUCGACCUCAGGGAUUUGGGUGCUUUCCUGCUCCCCUUGACCUCUGCCUUGGGGUGUUUGGGCACCUGGAGGCCCCCCUCGUCGUCCUCUGGGAUUUGGGCCCCCCAUCCUCCCCUUGUCCUUCAUCUCGGGGGUUUGGGUGCCCACCUGCUUCUCGCAUCUUCUGGCUUAGGGUAAUGGGGUCUCCCUGAGGUCCUCUUGACCUCUGGCUGUGGGAUUUGGGUGCCCCCUGCCUCUGAACUUGUGGCUUGGGCUAUUAGGGUGCCCCCAUGAUCCCCUUGAUCUCUGGUUCUGGGAUCUGGUUGCCCCUCUGCUCCCAUUGUCAUCUGGCUCUGGGAUUUGGGCACCCCUCCCUACUUCCCUUGACCUCUGGCUUGGGGUAUUGGGGUGCCCUUUAGCCCCCUCAUCCUUAGUAUUGGAUUUGGGCACCCCCUUAAUUCCCUCAAACCCUGAGCCAGAGUAUUGAGGGUGCCCCACACUCCUCGUCCUCUGGCUCAACGGAUUUAAGUGCCCCCGUACUUCAUUUGAACUCUGUCUGAGGGCAUUGGGGCAGCCCCUCCUUCAACCUGGGUGUUUGGAGGGUCACCCCCUGGUCUGUGCCAGGGUGAGUGAGAGCUCCCUCUAUUGGUCUUGAGGAUUUAGGCACCCCCAUGCUCCCCUCAACCCCUGCUUAUGGGACUUAGGUACUCCUUCUUGCCUGGUCUCUUGGGGUACUGGGGGCAAUAAGGCCCCUCAUCCAUCUUGAGGAUGUUGGCACCCCCACACUCACCAAGAUAGGGUGUCAGGGGUAUUGGUGCCCCCUCUUCCCCUAGUGUUUGGGGGUUUUGGGGGUGUCCCCCUACCUGUCCUGGGGCAUUUGAAGUCCCUUGGCCUGUCUUGGGGGAUUUGGCCUGUCUUAGGAAAGACCUGCCCUGUCUUUCCCCAGCUCUGUCGAGAGAUUUAGGGGGGGUCCCUGUCCAUCAUAGGGGCACUUGGGUCCUCCUGGGGGGUAUCUGCCUCCUUGUCUGUCGUGGGAGCAUUGAGGGGUGCCCCCCAUCUCUCCUGGGCAUAUUAGGGGGCAGCUGUGUAAUUGGUGCUGGUUUCUUGCCCCCCCCCCAGGAACAAAGCACUGGAGUUGGGGGGGGCUUCCCACACCCCCUCUAGCUGCCCUUAAAGGUGGGUGGGGGCUGGUGUAGUCUCCCAGCAUCCUCUUUUCUUACCCCUUCCUCUUGUAGAAGACACUGGCCCAGCCCCGCAGGGCUUCCUGCCCCCACCAUCCCUGGUGGGGUAGGGGGGGUUCUAGGUUGAAUUUGGGGCCUAGACCCCCACUAACCAAGCUAGAUACCACCCCCAGAUGCCAGGGGGGGCAGGCCCCCUGCAGGUGAGGGGCACUGGGGAUUUCUAGCUGAGUACUGAGGGGAGGGGGCUGUGCCCAACUUGGGUGGGGGGCUGCUGGCAGAGCUGGGCUGUUUCAUACAGCUCCAAGGGCAGGAGGUGGGGGCCACGGGCAUGGGGCUGUUGGCAGGCUGGGCUCCUGGGGAGGGGGAGAAGGGCCCGUGGCACCCAGGCGUCCCCCUCGUGGGCAUCGGCUAUGACGGGUCUGUUCGUUCUAGCUCAUUAAAGGAUUGAUUUGACGA
This is a messenger RNA of Alligator mississippiensis (American alligator), 3475 nucleotides long. RefSeq names its product EH domain containing 1 (gene EHD1). Bases 169 to 1770 code for a protein of 533 amino acids. Gene Ontology annotation, biological process: endosomal transport; endocytosis. Gene Ontology annotation, cellular component: plasma membrane; cytoplasm. The transcript has 6 exons. Lineage: Eukaryota; Metazoa; Chordata; Crocodylia; Alligatoridae. The record is from RefSeq and is a predicted model, not a curated record. Gene Ontology annotation, molecular function: calcium ion binding; protein binding; GTP binding.